Molecule: messenger RNA, 624 nt
Organism: Lasiodiplodia theobromae
Lineage: Eukaryota; Fungi; Ascomycota; Dothideomycetes; Botryosphaeriales; Botryosphaeriaceae
Product: UDP-glucose dehydrogenase UDP-mannac protein
Exons: 1
Coding region: 1-624 (207 amino acids)
Source: RefSeq, a predicted model, not a curated record
AUGAUGCCAUUCUGCUCCUUUCCCAAACGCCGCGGUGAUAUGCUGGUCGCCGUCGCAAGCACCCCCCGGGCUUCGCCGCUGCCCACCAGACCACACAAGACCUGGUCCUUCCUGGGACUCCCCGGCUGCGACACGCCGCCUCCAGAGCACCUUUUGAGCCAAUUCUUCCCCGAAUAUCGCUCGGCCGAUUCCUUUCGGGACGAAAUCCGGAUGGCAGAAGAGUCGGAUUCCAGCCAGGACGAGUCCUUCAGCGAAGAGGAGGAAGAGAAGGCCCGGAUUCCGGUUGAAUCCCAACUCUUCCCUUCGCCCCUCCCGAUCCCGACCGUCAUUCUCAAGUCCAACCGCACUCCUCCUCCACCACCACACCCGCAGUCGCAACAGCGCCAGCAAGAGCAACACCAUCACGCAUGCCCCAGCUCGCUCUUCAGUAGCAACAACAGCAACGCCUCCAGGAGCAGUAGCAUCAGCAGCAUCAGCAGCCUCAGCAGCAUCAGUAGCCUCACAGGGCCUUCCUCCCCCAAGAUCCUCUUUCCCAACCGCACUCUCGUAACUCGUCACCAUCGGCCACACCGCCGCAGCCACCUACACGGCGCGUCGCGGCGUCGCCGUACAGCGUUACCUUGA